UAUAAAUAAGUGGAAUUGAAAAAAUGACGCGUGUAGAAGGAACGUUCUCCCUGACGUUCUGAAUCACUCAAAUCAGUCUCUCUUCGCCAUGGAUCUUUCCUUCCACUCUGCUGCUUCGUCGUUACGAAUUUCAACUAUAGUUCCUCAUUGCAACACUUUACAUGUUCAGAAGAGACCCACCAAGCCAAUCUAUGAACUUACCAACAUUUCGUUGAGGAGCACCAGGAGUUCAUCUUCAGUUCGCUUAUCCCAUCGCAGGAACUGCACCUCAUCUGUUCCAGGAAGCCAUGCGUGGCGUUUCCGCAUCUGGGCUUCUACGCAAAUUGGAGCUGCUGGAUCUGAUCCUGUACAGAGUACAAUUUCUGAAUUCAAAGAUGCAUUCUGGAGAUUUCUAAGGCCUCAUACAAUUCGGGGUACUGCUCUUGGAUCUACUGCUCUGGUAGCAAGAGCGUUGAUUGAGCAUUCAAGCCUUAUAAGGUGGUCAUUGCUGUUCAAGGCAUUUUGUGGUCUUGUUGCACUUAUGUGCGGAAAUGGUUACAUUGUGGGCAUUAAUCAGAUCUAUGAUAUUGGAAUUGACAAGGUAAACAAGCCCUAUUUACCUAUAGCUGCAGGGGACCUAUCAGUUCAAUCAGCAUGGCUUUUGGUGUUAUGUUUUGCAGCUUCCGGACUUCUGAUCGUUGGAUUGAACUUUGGUCCAUUUAUUACUUCCCUGUACUGUCUUGGUCUUUUUCUUGGCAGUAUCUAUUCUGUUCCUCCAUUUAGGUUGAAGAGGUUUCCUGUUGCUGCAUUUCUUAUCAUUGCCACGGUACGGGGCUUUCUUCUUAACUUUGGGGUAUACUACGCUACAAGAGCUGCACUGGGACUUACAUUUGAGUGGAGCGCAGCUGUGGCUUUCAUCACAGCCUUUGUGACACUCUUUGCAUUGGUCAUUGCCAUAACAAAGGAUCUUCCAGAUGUAGAGGGUGACCGCAAAUUUCAAAUAUCAACCUUUGCAACAAAGCUUGGUGUUAAAAAUAUUGCAUUUCUUGGCUCUGGUCUUUUGCUGGUGAAUUAUCUCGGUGCUAUAUUGGCUGCAGUUUACAUGCCUCAGGCAUUCAAGCGCAAUUUAAUGAUUCCUAUUCAUAUCAUCUUAGCGUUGGGUUUGCUUUUCCAGGCAUGGUUAUUAGAUCAAGCAAAUUAUGCCAAGGAUGCAAUAUCAGGAUUCUAUCGAUUUAUUUGGAAUUUAUUCUAUGCUGAGUAUAUCAUUUUCCCUUUUAUAUAAACAAAUAGAAAGAGAGAGCAUAUUCCUAGCAAGAUGCAUUAUUUGUACAUAUGCAUGAUUUUUGUAAUGAUUUGGUUGUAUAGAUAAAUAAUAUUUGAAUUUUGGAAUGUUGCUCCAA
This is a messenger RNA of Telopea speciosissima, 1379 nucleotides long. RefSeq names its product homogentisate solanesyltransferase, chloroplastic. NCBI's taxonomy places the organism in Eukaryota, Viridiplantae, Streptophyta, Magnoliopsida, Proteales, Proteaceae. Gene Ontology annotation, molecular function: prenyltransferase activity. Gene Ontology annotation, cellular component: membrane. The coding region runs from base 89 to 1261 and encodes 390 amino acids. The transcript has 10 exons. The record is from RefSeq and is a predicted model, not a curated record.